AUGUCCGGAAAUCAAAAUUUAAUUUCUUAUUCUGACGAUGAAAAUAACUUUGUAAUUAUAGGAAAUAGUGGGGCUCAACGAUCACGCCGACGUUCUAGAAAUAAUUAUAGGAAGAGCAUAUGUUGGAAAUAUUUUCACCCAUUUAAAGUCCCGAAAGAUGGAUCAGAAACAAGAUGUAAUUUUAAUGGAUGCAAUACGAAAUACGUAUGGCGCGGAUCUACUUCUAAUCUUGUUAGACACCUUAAGAGAGAGCAUCAAAUAACAACAAAAUCUUCAGUGCUCACAACAUCCAUUCAGUCACCAUCAACAUAUGAUGACUUUCAAUUAAAAAUUAAUCUUCCAUUAAUUAAAUUCAUUGUUUCCUCUGCAUCACCUUUCAACAUAACUGAUAGUUUAAAAUCUUCUGGCCUCAUUAAUCUACAAAUUGAACUGCCUCUGGAAGAGCAAAUAAAUAAAGUAUAUGAUCGUUUAUUUCUUCAAUUGAAAUCAAAAGCUCAGCAAGCAAACUCUGUUAUGCUCUCAAUUGACUAUCCAUAUAUUGAAGAUAUUGAAGAAAUUACCCCCGUAAUUACUUGUUGUUGGUUAACUGAGGAUUUUGAAUUUAAUAAAAUCUUGUUGUGUAUAGUAAAAAAAUGGAAUGAUAGUGGCAUUAUCGAAGCUUUAGAUCAGUGGGAAUUAACAAACUUGAAGUUUAUCUAUAAUUUUUAUGAUGAACUUGAUGAAGAUAGUUUUUAUGAUGGAUUUACACUUGAUGAUAUGCUGGAAGAAAAGUACCAAGAUAUCAUACAUAUUAUACAUAAAAAUAAGAUUAGAAGUGGUGAUUGUUUAAUAAGAGACAAUUUAACAAUAUGGGCUGAAAAAAGUAUCAGUACUCAAGAAAUUUCUAAUAUUAUCACAGCUGUUCAAAAUGCCACACUGAAUCUUUGCGAUGUAGCAAAGGAGUUAAGGAAUGAAAGGAUGCAAAGAGUAAUGAAUAUCCCAAUUAAUGAUAUCCAAAAUGCGGAAAAAUUUUAUUGUGAUUGCCAUUAUCAUAAAAUAGAAUUUCUUUCGUCAAUAGAGCAAUCUUUCAAAUUGUUACUUAAUUAUAGUAAUCAUAAUGAUGAAUUCAUUAGAGGCAACAUAACGAAGUUUAAGAACCUUUUAUUAGAUAAUUUACCAUUUAGUAUAUUUCCUAAAUUAUUACGAUUGUUCGAACCCUUGAAACAUAUCGGAAAUGUCUCUACAAGAAAUAUUGCAGAUAUGCUAACUAAUGCAAUUAAUAUUUUAAAUGAGAUUUCUUCUCAAUUAACUCUUUCUCAAUUUAACUUAGAACACGAGGUACUUGAAUCAUUUCUAAUAUUUUUAAUUCAUUCAUAUCUCCACGAGAUCGUGGGUUUAUUUUUAGAUCCACGUUCUAGACCUAUUGUUACUUUACAUGAGACGCUCAAAGAAUUUAUACUAAAUAAAUGUGAAGCCUAUUAUUCACAAAUUGCCAGUUCUUUUGGUAAUACUUUGAAUAAAUCAAUACAAGAUUUAGCAAGUGAAGAAUUGGAACGCUAUAUUAGUCUUCCACAAUUUCUGUUUAAUGAAAACUUUGAUCUAUAUAAAUGGUGGAAAGAUUCAAAACAUAUAUUUCCUGGUUUAGCUACUCUUGCAAGAGAAUAUUUACUUUUGCUGUCAGAUAAUGAAAUUCCAUUAAAUAAUCUUGAAAAAUUUCGUCGUGUAUAUCAAGAUGAAGAAACAAUAAAUAAAAUAGCUUUUUUAGAUUGUAAUUUGAAAUACUUUACUUUCUGA
This is a messenger RNA of Dentiscutata erythropus, 1773 nucleotides long. Lineage: Eukaryota; Fungi; Glomeromycota; Glomeromycetes; Diversisporales; Gigasporaceae. The record is from the annotation of a GenBank genome assembly.